AUGACAAACGAUCCUGUCCCCCCCCUUUUUUUCAUUCCUCUCGUACAACUCUGGGACGAGAUGCUCAGGUCAUAUUUCCUUCGAAAGCCCCUUAUUUACUACUAUCACAUCAUAAACCACAGAGUGAUUGCCAAGCUACAGUUAUCCCCCUUGAAGAUAAAAAAAAUUUUAUCUUACAUAGGCUACAGGUAUUACUGUACAGUACAAGUACAAGCUUUCUUAGCGGUGAAAGCAAUUAUGAUUCCGACAGUACAAUACCGGCAUACUGGUUGGCCGGGGCCAGAAGCCGUUUUGGUUAUCUAGUCGAGGAGGAACGAUGCUGGUACUGUGCAGAAGAGUAACCCCCUUGUCUGGUGCCCACGACCAACUGCGCUGGAGGGAGACUGGGGUACUGGUACGUGGCCCGGGCAAGAAGUAACCGGAAAUAGGAGGGUAUACUCGAGAAUUCUGCCGUAUAUCAGCGCUCAGCUGCAACAUGCACAGAUUUUUUUACCAUAUUUCUUUAAUCCCUGUUUUCGGAU
This is a messenger RNA of Tuber melanosporum (Perigord truffle), 521 nucleotides long. RefSeq lists its product as uncharacterized. The transcript has 2 exons. The coding region runs from base 1 to 303 and encodes 100 amino acids. NCBI's taxonomy places the organism in Eukaryota, Fungi, Ascomycota, Pezizomycetes, Pezizales, Tuberaceae. The record is from RefSeq and is a predicted model, not a curated record.